AUGGGAUCCCCAUUUCACUAUGCCAAAGCUAAGCGAAUGCGCAGCGAUUCGCCAGAAGAUGUCGAAAACAAACGACCACGCCUGGACGGGUCCACAGAUCACGAUGAGAACAAUGUACCGGAUAUGAGCAUGUUGAACGAUCAAGGGAUGGAGAGGAUGGAAUGGAAAGCAAAGUACUCCUUGGACCUUUUCGCAGAUUUCAUCCAACUCUCUAAAUUCCUGGCUGCUGGCGAGAAGAAGCGUGUGCCAGCCAUCAGCAAGAAGCAUCGGCAGAUCAACCACAAAUGGAGUGAAAUUAAUCAAGUAUUCAAAAAGUUUUUGAUCGAUCUCAGUGAAAAGUAUGGGGAGCUUGAGGGCUUGAUGGGAAAGGCGGUGGAUGUGGUUGGUAAACACGAGCGAUGGUGGGAGCUCACUAACAUUUUCGCACCUGUGCGAGAUGCGGCACUCACGAUGUUAGGAAUUGACUGCGGUGUACUCCGCCCCCUACAAGAACGGAGUGUCCCGACGACCGUCGACUAUGCCGACUAUAUCCGGGAGAACAUGUACAUCAUCUGGGACCCCACAGUCCCCUUCAGCGACUGGGAGAUGGACUGGUUCUUCGAAUUUCUCGAUGAAGAGGUCCAUAGAGUUUUCGACAUGAGCCGCGAGGCAGACACAUGGAUAGCCUCUGCUCAGCUUACUAUCACUGCAAAAACGGACAUCCUUCAGUCGCCAACACAAACGACCAUUCUCGAUUCUACGUUGCUACAUCAUCACGCACAAUACGACUGUUACCUAAGGCAAAUGCUCACAGAGCGCUUUGACAAGCUCCGGUAUGUCAACGCCGCCAAAGCGUGCCGAGAAGUGCGCGAGCGAAUGAACAGACAUGAGUGCGAAGCAUACGAAGAUGAGAAAUGUGUAUUCAACAUCCUCCUACCCACCUUGGAGAUUCUGCAAGGACGCGCCAAGUAUGAAGUCUGCCAUGCUGUAAUGCUCGCCACAGGUGCCAUCUUGCCUGCCGAACUCGCGGACCUGGUCGUUGAGUACACCCUACUAGCUGAAGAAGUCCCGUCUGAUCCUGAAAUCUUCGUUCAAGCCAAGCACAAGGUCUCUGGCCGAGAAAAACGUAAAGCGAGACUGGUUUGUGAGCAUACUCAAAGAAGAGCUGUGCUCACCAGCAAUGAAGAGCUGUUUGAGCCCUGGGUUUGGGGACCAGAUUGGGUUGAGAUUGAGCCGGACUAUCUGUCUGGAGAGGAUGACAGCGAUUUAGAGAGCAAAGCCGAUAUGUAUGCUUCGAUACAGUCCCCAUAA
Parastagonospora nodorum SN15 is the source of this 1290-nucleotide messenger RNA. RefSeq lists its product as hypothetical. Bases 1 to 1290 code for a protein of 429 amino acids. The record is from RefSeq and is a predicted model, not a curated record. NCBI's taxonomy places the organism in Eukaryota, Fungi, Ascomycota, Dothideomycetes, Pleosporales, Phaeosphaeriaceae. The transcript has 2 exons.